CAUUGGAGCAGUUUGGGGCAGGAGCUCGUCAGGCAGUUUUGGGUGCUCCACAAAUCGCAAGGUUGCAGUCUCAGGCCUGGAAUGGGUGGGGGCAAUAAACGGGGACAUGCCGAAGGCCUGGGGUGACUACUGCGUUCCUUCAUUCUGUGCAGGGAGCCCUGCAAUCAUCGUUCCAGUGUGUGCCUAGCCACAGGGGCUGGAAGCAGCCGUGCUGUGGAGCUGAACAGACCCAGCCGGCCCCACCAUGGCAGUUUCAAAUUGGACCACACCCCACCCCUCCACCUUCAUCCUCCUCGGCAUCCCGGGGCUGGAGACAGCGAACGUCUGGAUCUCCAACCCCUUCUGCUCCGUCUACAUUCUGUCCCUCCUGGGGAACGGCCUCCUCCUGCCGAGCCUCCAUGAGCCCAUGUACCUUUUCCUUUCCAUGCUGGCGCUCGCCGACCUGGUCAUCUCCACCACCACCCUGCCCAAAACCCUCUGCAUUUUCUGGUUCAGCGACGGGGCAAUACACACCAAUGCUUGCCUGGCCCAGAGUUACCUCCUUCACUCACUGUCAACCAUGGAGUCCGGGUUCAUCCUGGCCAAGGCCUUUGAUCGCUACGUCGCUAUCUGUAACCCACUGCGACACUCGGCCAUCCUGACCAGUCAGGCCACAGCCAAGAUAGGGCUGAGUGUUGUGAUGAGGGGAGUCCUGUUACUGGGCCCACACACAUUCCUGCUGCAGCGGCUCCCAUACUGCAGGACCAAUGUCAUUUCUCACACCUAUUGUGAGUUCAUGGCACUGGUGAAACUGGCCUGUGUGGACACUACAGUCAUGACAGCCUAUAGUCUGGUUGUAGCAUUUUGCACCAGCGGUUUAGACCUGCUGCUGAUUGUCCUGUCCUACGUGAUGAUUCUCUGGGCCACCUUCAGACUCCCCUCCAAGGAGGCGCAGCGCAAGUCCCUCAGCACCUACAGCUCCCACAUACUUGCAAUGCUGGUGUUUUACACUCCUGCGUUCUUCUCCUUCCUCUCCCACCGCUUCGGCCACGUGGCUCCCCACAUUCACAUCCUCAUUGCCAACAUGUACCUGCUUUCCCCUCCCAUGAUGAACCCCAUCAUCUACGGUGUGAGAACCCCAGAGAUCAGGCAGAGGGGUCUCCACAUUUUGGGCAUUAAAGCAGCCUGA
Molecule: messenger RNA, 1168 nt
Organism: Gopherus evgoodei (Goodes thornscrub tortoise)
Lineage: Eukaryota; Metazoa; Chordata; Testudines; Testudinidae
Product: olfactory receptor 52D1-like
Biological process (GO): G protein-coupled receptor signaling pathway
Cellular component (GO): membrane
Molecular function (GO): olfactory receptor activity; G protein-coupled receptor activity
Source: RefSeq, a predicted model, not a curated record